AUUUCUUUCUUUUCGAAAAAAAAAAGAGCCAUUUAAAGAAUAUAUAAACAAGAUUUUUCAUAUAACAAAAAAACCAAAAAAAAAAACCAAAAAAAAACGACCCUUCUUACAAAAAUAAAAAAAAAACUAAAAAAAAACAACCACAUCCUUCAUCGAAACUAUAUCAUAUAUCCUUCAACAAACCUCUUUCAUUUAAAAAAAAAACCAAAAAAAAAAAACCAUUUUUAGUGUUGAAAAAAAAUUUUUUUCCCUUUACUUACUAUAACAAACAACAACAGCAAUAUCUCGAACCAACCUCUUUUUAACAAUGUCUACUCGCACUGCAUCUGUAAAAAAGCUCAAUAACAAUAACAAUAGGUCUUUUCCCAAGUUGAAUAACAACAACAGUAAUAAGCAUUAUUUCAACAACAGCAACAGCAAUAGCAACAGCAAGCCUGUUCCUACUGUAGCAAAAAAUAACAACAAUUUUCAUCGUCAGCAAGCGUAUCAAAAGAAAAAGAACAAUCAUCGCCAUCCACAGCAAGAACAACAACAAGCUGAAAACAUUCCAAAGAACAACAACCGUCGUCAGCAUAAAAAGAAGAAUGCUCGUCAUCAGAAUACCGCUGCUGUUUCCGAAGAUAAUACCUCUUCUUCCUCAUCGGAAGAGGAAGAAGGACCUUUGACUCCUCCUCCUCCUCCUGCGAUUCCUACUCAUCUUGUUACUAAAACGACUCCAUCCUCAACUACCAUGACGCCUCCUGUAAAGCAUUCUCAUUAUCAGAAAUCCAUGAAAAGGUAAGGAAAAUGAAUGAAUGAAUAUUGCAGAAAUUAGCUUCCCUUUGACUGACGGUUGUGGUUAAAUGUGUCAUAGUUUGGGAGAUCAAGUUUAUGCUGGUCCGACAUUUAGUAAUGCACCGGCACCCAGUGUCAUUCCUCUUCCUCCCACUUUUGGUAGUGGCAAGUCACCUCGUGGUUCUCCUACGCACCCUAAUGCCUCUGUUGUUCCCACUCCGUUGAAUGAUUCCCCUUCUCCCUCUGUCUUUGUCCAUCCUCCUCCUCCUCCUCCUCCUCAUAUGUUCCGACAUCAACCACCACCUUGCCCUUACCCUUAUCCUUCCAUGUCUCCUCAACCACA
This is a messenger RNA of Mycotypha africana, 1117 nucleotides long. RefSeq lists its product as uncharacterized. The record is from RefSeq and is a predicted model, not a curated record. The coding region runs from base 308 to 781 and encodes 157 amino acids. The transcript has a single exon. NCBI's taxonomy places the organism in Eukaryota, Fungi, Mucoromycota, Mucoromycetes, Mucorales, Mycotyphaceae.